UGCUUGUGUAAUCUCUGCGCGCCGGAGAGUUAUUGCUCCAGCUGAAUUGGCGCCGCAAACGUGCAAAAGGACACACUUUUGGAAUAAGGAGAGAGGAAAGGAGGAAUCCCAUAGACAGGGCAAAGGGAGCAGAAGGGAGGAAGCCGCAGAACGAGUUUGGAGUUGGGGUGCAGGACGCAGACCAUGACGGGCUCUGUGGUGCUGCUGCUGCUGCUGUCCCUGUUGGCCCUGUUGGCCACAGGAAGUGGCACCAGGAGAAUCAGGAAAAGAGGACUCAUCCAUCAGGACGACGAGUACCCCAACCACCCCCAGUCCACGGAGCACCAGAAGAACGACAGGUGUCCACCGCCACCCCAGAUGCUGCCGGAGAGAGCCUGUGAGGUGCCGGGCUGCCGCUCGGACUCAGAGUGCGAGCGCCAUAAACGCUGCUGCUACAACGGAUGCAUCUACGCCUGCCUGGAUUCUGUCCAGCCUCCACCAGUGUUGGACUGGCUGGUGCAGCCGAAGCCUCGGUGGUUGGGGGGCAACGGCUGGCUGUUGGACGGUCCGGAGGAGGUUCUGCAGGCUGAGGCCUGCAGCACCACUAAGGAUGGGGACGAGCCUCUCCACUGCCCCACGGGCUACGAGUGCCACAUCAUCAACCCAGGAAACCCCGCCACCGGCAUCCCAAACCGAGGACAGUGCAUCAAGCAACGCGGGAACUCUGGACGUCUGAGACACAAAUACUUCAAGGACUACAAGGACUACUUAGGUACCAGUUCGAGCAACGCAGUGGGCUACGAAAAACCUCAUCAUAAGCACCUGGGAUGAAUGAAAUCAGCCUGACCUCAGCCGCACCUCCGACCAUAACACAACCUCGGACAUCAGCCCAGUCCUGUUCGAUCUGCUCUCUUCACAACUGAACCGGGAUCCUCUCUGACCUUUUCACCAGACCUCCAGCUGCUACCUCCUCUCGCAAAGCCCCCCCGAAGUUGUUGUUUUUCUGUCUCUCUGUCUGUGGUCUGUGAGAGCAUGUAGCAGAGUUGUGUGUGAAAGCUGCUCGUCAAAUAUCUUGAAAGGAAGUAAGGAACCCAUGCUAUUUUUGUACAACCCUCUCCUUCCCUGCAGCUCACUGUUAUUCUCACAAACACAUUAUCUCACCUUAAGGCUGGUCAGCAGAGAGAAAAUCAAGACCAUGUGUCCGUCAUUCUGUCUCUUGUUCUCAGAAGGGUGGUGCUCAAAUUUCCUGAUCUGAAAUCUGGAAGGUUUUACAAACAAAUGCCAUCUGCAGAGGUUGUCCAAAUGGGGUUUAAUGUUCAAACUUAUAACUCAAAACUAAAGUGAUAAAGGCCAUAUGAGUGUGUGGUUGUGUUAGUUUGACCAGAUUUGGAACAGCUGUAGAGUAGUUCGAGCUAACGGAUGCUGAACGGGAUUUCAUCUCUAUAAAAAAACAAAAGCAAAGAUGAAGAUUUAAAGAGAUACUCCACCUGUGGUCGUAUGGAAAAUCUGAGCAUUGGAACUCUGUACAUAUUAUAGCUGUCAUACAUUUCCUGAAAUACAUGUCAUGAAACAAGUCAAUUAUCUACCAGUGCAGUUCAAAGAUUUCAUAAUUUUUAACAAUACUGCCUACUUUCAAAAUGAUGGUCUCUCUAUUGGACUUUACAUUAGCCCUUUGUCAUCAAGUGCUUUUGCACAGAGCAGAUGUGACUGCUCCAAAGAUCUUCUGUUUCAUUCUCAAACGUAGCUUUGCUUUCGUCAAACUUAGGUUGUCUCAGUUGUCAAAUGGUGCUCAGUUUUAUUGCUGCCGAGAAAAUGGAGAAUAAGCUGGUCACACGAUAAGCUGAAGGUGUCAAACAAAAAGCUGUCGCCGUUCUCCAUGAGCAGAGCUGAAGUGACAUCUGAAUGUUGCCAUCGGACUGGUGCUGCAAUGUUGCCUUGUUCAUUCUAUAUAAACCACAUUGUUGAAAUAAAUCCGAGUUUUGUGCCGUC
Molecule: messenger RNA, 1968 nt
Organism: Pseudoliparis swirei
Lineage: Eukaryota; Metazoa; Chordata; Actinopteri; Perciformes; Liparidae
Gene: wfdc1
Product: WAP four-disulfide core domain 1
Exons: 7
Coding region: 184-810 (208 amino acids)
Biological process (GO): regulation of cell growth
Cellular component (GO): extracellular region
Molecular function (GO): peptidase inhibitor activity
Source: RefSeq, a predicted model, not a curated record